Messenger RNA from Tachyglossus aculeatus (Australian echidna), 1322 nucleotides. Its product is annotated as atherin-like. The coding region runs from base 1 to 963 and encodes 320 amino acids. NCBI's taxonomy places the organism in Eukaryota, Metazoa, Chordata, Mammalia, Monotremata, Tachyglossidae. The transcript has 6 exons. The record is from RefSeq and is a predicted model, not a curated record. Gene Ontology annotation, molecular function: DNA binding; protein binding.
AUGGCGGGGCCUCCAGACCAGCGUCCGCCGGAGACAGUAGGGGUUGCUGCUUCUUCUUCACCGACGCCCUAUUACCAGGAGUGGAUCCUAGACACCAUUGACUCCCUCCGAUCGCGCAAGGCGCGCCCAGACCUGGAACGUAUUUGCCGAAUGAUGCGACGGCGCCACGGGCUAGAGCCGGAGCACACUUGUGUCGAACUAGAGAAACUGAUCCUGCAGCGCGGAGUACUUCGUGUUAGCUACAAAGAUGAGAAGGCGGGGGAGGAACCGGGGCCUGAGAAAGAGAAAAGCAAGGAAGAGAAGGAAGUGUCUGCCCUCUCUGAAGGUUUUGAAGUGUCCAAAGUGUCCAGCGGGCAGCGCCAGCUAAAUGGGGAGACUGCACAGCAGGCCAAGAAUAGCAGGAAAGAGCAGUCGAGGGACUGGAGCCCUUUGGCCUUGCUUAAAGGCAAAACAGAGGGUCAACAGUUAGCCCUUGGAGAUGGCACUCCGAAGCCCUUCCCAGUAAAUGCGGUGAAAAAAGAAGGGAGAGCAGCCUCAGCCUCUUCAGGACUCAAUUCCCCUUUACCAGAGUCAUUCCUUGUAGGGAAGCCAACACUGACUGGUGCCUGUAGAACACCCACUGGUUACAUUUUAGGCAAGAGGGCGAAGGCUUCAGACCCUAUGGAGUGGACAGUGAUGGAUGUGGUGGAAUACUUCACCAAGGCUGGCUUUCCUGAACAAGCCUCUGCUUUCCAGGAACAGGAGAUUGACGGGAAAUCCCUAUUAUUGAUGCAACGCACAGAUGUGCUGACUGGCCUGUCCAUCCGCCUUGGCCCUGCCCUCAAGAUCUACGAGCAUCACAUCAAGUUGCUUCAACAAGAUCACUUUGAAGACGAUGACCCAGAUAAACUCCAUUCUGCAUGUCCCACUUUCCAAGCCAAGUUAGCUGGAAGUGAAAAUAACAGGAGAGAGAAGAGAUACUAAUUUCUUAAGAAGUUCCUUUCCAGAAUUUUUUACAGGCAAGGAAAAUGAGUUAGCACUUACCCCUGCUCCCUUAUCUUUUGUUAGCUGUGUUUGGAAAGAUAUGACAUUCAGAGGUUGUCAUAUUUUAUCAGAGGUCGGUAAGGCAGAGACCAACCUAGGCCUGAAACCAUACCUCUCCCUACUAUCCAAACUUUCCCACCAAUCUUCAGUUGAGGGCACCGUUUUAAAAAGUUGCUGAGGACCAGAAUGGCCUCUAACCUCCCCUUCCUUGUCAUUUUUCUGUCUUACUCUAGUUUUCACUUUAUGUUUGUUUUCAAGAUUAUACCCAAGGAAUUUUUAAUAAAAUUUUUGAAGUUCAA